UAAAGUCAUGUGAGUCUGUAGGGCUCAUUCUGUGUCAACAUGUCUACUGGACUGCUUGUGUUCGGCCUGUUUCUUCUGCUCAGUUCAGGAGCAUCUGGGUCAUCCCGAAAGCCGGCGUGUGCUGGAAUGCCUGAGAUUUUGGCGUGUCCUAUGAAUCUCGCUCCUGUUUGUGGCAGUGACGGAAACACUUACAGCAAUGAGUGCUUGCUGUGUGUGGAAAGACUGAAAACCAAAUCAGACAUUUUAAUUGCAAAAGAUGGGGACUGCUGAGCUGCUGAGGGACUCUCAAGACCAUGAAGAUUUAUGGCUAUUAAAGUAUCUGAAAUGAAACAUCA
Danio aesculapii is the source of this 335-nucleotide messenger RNA. RefSeq names its product serine peptidase inhibitor, Kazal type 4 (gene spink4). Bases 40 to 270 code for a protein of 76 amino acids. NCBI's taxonomy places the organism in Eukaryota, Metazoa, Chordata, Actinopteri, Cypriniformes, Danionidae. The record is from RefSeq and is a predicted model, not a curated record. Gene Ontology annotation, molecular function: protein binding; serine-type endopeptidase inhibitor activity. The transcript is spliced from 4 exons.